GUCCCUGCACACGAACAGGAACCACGCCGCUGCUACGUCCCGAGCGGCCGAGCCCCGCAGAGAAAGAACGCCUCGCAUGCAACUGCUCAAACCGAAGGAAGCCGCCACACUCCCGCGCGAGGCCCUCGAGGCCCACAUCGUCUCGCUGGUCCGCCGAUGCCCGGGCCUCCUCGCGCUCCGCAGCGCGCACGCGCACCUCACGCGGCUCCGCCUCCCGCGCCUCACCGCCGCCUUCGCGCUCUCGAAGCUCCUCGCCUCCUGCGUCUCGGCGCCCGCACCAGCCGCAGCCCAAGCCGCGGCGUCCUCCUACGCCCGCAACCUGUUCGACCAAAUCCCCGACCCGACCGCCUUCUGCUACAACUCCCUCAUCCGCGCGCUCCCCGCCGCGGGCUCCGCUCCCGCCCUGGCCGUCUACCGCCGCAUGCUGCGGGCGGGGUCCCCGCGUCCCAACAGCUUCACGCUCGCGUUCGCGCUCAAGGCCUGCGCGGCCGUGCCAGCUCCUGGCGAGGGACGGCAGCUGCACGCGCAGGCGCUCCGCCAGGGGCUAGCGACUAGCGCCUACGUGCAGACCGGGCUGCUCAACCUCUACGCCAAGUGCGAGCAGGUUGCGCUUGCGAGGACUGUGUUUGAUGGCAUGGCCGGGGACAAGAAUCUUGUCGCUUGGAGCGCGAUGGUCAGUGGGUACUCGAGGGUGGGGAUGGUGAAUGAAGCGCUGGGGCUGUUCCGGGAGAUGCAGGCGGUGGGUGUGGAGCCGGAUGAGGUCACCAUGGUCAGUGUGAUAUCCGCGUGCGCCAAGGCAGGGGCACUUGAUCUGGGGAAGUGGGUGCAUGCUUAUAUCGAUAGGAAAGGUAUCACCGUCGAUCUAGAGCUGAGCACCGCUUUGAUUGAUAUGUAUGCUAAGUGUGGGUUGAUAGAGCGGGCGAGAGGAGUGUUUGAUGCGAUGGUGGAGAAGGAUACCAAGGCAUGGAGCGCAAUGAUAGUUGGAUUUGCAAUUCAUGGGCUUGUAGAGGAUGCAUUGGGACUUUUCUCAAGAAUGCUAGAGCUCAAGGUGAGGCCUAACAAUGUCACCUUUAUCGGUGUGCUGUCCGCCUGUGCUCAUAGUGGGUUAGUGGAAGAUGGACGGCGGUAUUGGUCCAUUAUGCAAAAUUUGGGAAUUAAACCUUCAAUGGAGAAUUAUGGCUGCAUGGUUGAUCUCCUGUGUCGAUCUGGCCUUCUGGAUGAUGCUUACUCCUUUGUUAUUGGCAUGCCUGUCUCACCGAAUUCAGUAAUCUGGAGGACACUUCUCGUGGCUUGUAAAAGCUCGAACAGGAUUGACAUAGCAGAAUCAGCAACAAAGAGGCUCCUUGAGUUAGAACCUCACAAUCCAGAGAACUACGUUCUGCUCUCCAACUUGUACGCAUCCAACUCCCAGUGGGACAGAGUGAGCUAUCUGAGGAGAAAGAUGAAAGGCAAGAAUGUUACUGCUAUUGCUGGACGUAGUUCGAUUGAAAUAAACGGCCACCUGCAUGAGUUUGUGGUGAGUGAUGAUUCACACCCUGAAAUCAGGGAGAUAAGGCUGGUUCUCAGAGAGAUGGCGGAUCGAGUGCGACGAGCUGGCCACAAACCUUGGACUGCAGCCGUUCUGCAUGACGUCGGUGAAGAGGAAAAGGAAGCUGCGCUUUGUCAACACAGUGAAAGGCUAGCCAUCGCAUAUGGGUUGCUAAAGACAAGAGCCCCUCAUGUCAUUCGGGUGGUGAAGAACUUGAGGUUUUGCCUUGAUUGUCAUGAAGUGGCCAAAAUAAUAAGCAAGGCAUACAACCGAGAAAUCGUCGUUAGGGAUCGUGUUCGUUUCCACAAAUUUAUGGGAGGAAGUUGUUCCUGUAAGGACUUUUGGUGAUCUUUUUUUCUUUUCUUAUUAAUAUAAUAGCAAACUAGGUGAGUGCCCGUGCGUUGCAACGGCAACAUAUAAUAUC
Messenger RNA from Zea mays, 1952 nucleotides. RefSeq names its product Pentatricopeptide repeat-containing protein chloroplastic/mitochondrial. NCBI's taxonomy places the organism in Eukaryota, Viridiplantae, Streptophyta, Magnoliopsida, Poales, Poaceae. Gene Ontology annotation, molecular function: protein binding; zinc ion binding; RNA binding. Gene Ontology annotation, biological process: RNA modification. The record is from RefSeq and is marked provisional. The transcript is spliced from 2 exons. The coding region runs from base 77 to 1876 and encodes 599 amino acids.